GUGCAUUUGCGGAUUUGUGCUUUGUCUGCUCGCUCUGCACUAGACAGCUCCAUUUUUGUGGUCCGGUUGAAGUAGUUUGUUGAAAAUGUAUUAGGUUUCAGGAAUUUCAAAUCUAUAAUCUUAAUUUUCAAUUCUCAAAAUGUUGAAAACCUCUGUUUUGAUCACUGCUUUUAAGCAGUUCAAUGUACUGAAUCAAACAUUGAAGCUAAGCUCGUUACUGUCUCAAAGUAAUAGUCAUGAUUCUCUCUCAGCAGUCAAUUCAAGGGAAUUUCAUUUUAGCUUGCCACGUAUGAAACUAGAAGAUCGUAGAAAAAUGUUACUAUCAAUGCCAAAAAAAGACGAAGGAACUGAAGGAGAAAGUAGUAUUUUUAUUGAUUCCAGCAAAAGUCGAGAUGAUAUGUUUCCUAAUGAAGAUACUCCUAACACAUUGUUCAACGGAAUUCCAUUCAAAGAGGUUCCUAUUUGCAAUAUUCGCUCGUCCCGCAACAACACUAUAAUGACUCUGACUGAUCCUAAAACUGGUAUGCCAAAAAUUAUCCGAUCGUGUGGUGUUGAAGGGUUCAAAAACACCAGAAAAGGCACCAAUGUAGCAGCUCAAGCUACAGCAUUGACAUUUAGCUCUCUUGUAUUGCAAAAAGGAGUCAAAACAGUGAGGGUAGUCGUUAGAGGAACAGGACCUGGAAGAAUGUCGGCCAUUAAAGGACUGCAGCUGGGUGGCCUGAACAUCAUAUCAGUGUCGGACACAACGCCUGUUUCGUUCAACCCGCCCCGACCACCCAGGCCCCGGUCUCUCUGAACGACAUGGAAUUAUUGCAAGGGCCUAUCAUUCGAUUCUGAUUGUAUGCUGAAUUUGAGGACAACGAAUACUACUUGAGAGCAGCUUAAAAUCUUCUAUUAAUAUGAUAAGCGAUAUUUACUUGAUUUUCAAUUGUUUCUAUUAAUUAUUUGAUUUUGAAACUAAGUUGCCAAUCCAAUAUUUUAUAUUCGAAAUGUAGGCUUAAUAAGAUUAUUUUAUCGAAUACCACUCAUUGUAUUAGGGAACUCCAUCACAUACAAACGAAGUAUAAAAAAGCAUGGGUAUAUCACUCUUUCUGCAUGUUUUUAGGGAAUUGAAGGAUUUGAAAUCGUAAUCUUUCCCCCUGUUGUCAAAGGAAAGAGUAAACGUUAGGUUAAAUAAAUAUUACAUUAUGGUUUUAAAUCCUCUCUUGACUUUAAUAACUCAGUGCUGUUCAAGAGCUACCUAUUUUCAAGAUCCUUUAUCAAUUAUGUUAUUAGUUGUUAUUCAUCCUAACUUAGAUGGUUUAGUCUCUUGAGUUUAUUAUUAUAUUUAUAUAUUUUUUGUAUUAUUCAUUUGUAAUUCUUUGAAUUAUAGAAGAUUGAAUUUAUCAAACUAAGAACGUUUAAACACUUCCCAUCAAAGUAUUGUCAACAAUUUAACGAUCCUAGAACAGUUCCCAGUUGCUUAAACUAAUUUUAUUGUACAAUUCGUGAACAAAUUCGACUUUUCUCGAAGGCCUGGGAUAAUAUUUCUAAUUUGCUGUUUUAUUUUUGAUACCAUAAUAGUGUACUGUUGUUUAUAGCACUCUCAUUGCAAUAACUAAGCAAUAUUAUUUAUGUAAAAGAAACAUGAAUAGUUGAAAAUAUGUUGUAAUUUCGCUAUUAUUGAGAAUAUUAUACUAUUUAUAAUUCUAAAAUAGUGUAGUAUAAUCCAUAAACUUGUCAUCAUGGAAAAGGUCUUGAAGUUCAGUCUGUGAAAGCGGAGUUUCUAUAUAAAUAUUGACAUUUAGAAUCAACUUAAUCAAUGAUUGACUUGAAGAUUCUCCAGUAGACAUUUUACUAGUUUGAAUUCUCCGCCUGAAUCCCAGGGUUGCCAACAUUAACGGGAAACAUCCUAUUUUACCGCAAGGUUUUUGCAACUUCAACAUUCAGUCGAACUUGAAGAUUUAUUGGAAGAUUAUAGGAUAAUUUUUAUUAAUUAUACAAUAGAAAUAAGUUUUUAUGGAUAGUUGGGUGUAUUUAUUAUUGUUUUUUAACUAUUUUACAGUGUGAACUUGAUAAAUCAAGAUGUGCCGACCAUACAAUAAUUGUAUAUUAUUGGUUUUUCACUGAUGGUAAUGUGAUUCUAUUUUCAGUUAAUAAAGAAUUAAACUAGAAAAA
Molecule: messenger RNA, 2157 nt
Organism: Nilaparvata lugens (brown planthopper)
Lineage: Eukaryota; Metazoa; Arthropoda; Insecta; Hemiptera; Delphacidae
Product: 28S ribosomal protein S11, mitochondrial-like
Exons: 6
Coding region: 140-796 (218 amino acids)
Biological process (GO): maturation of SSU-rRNA from tricistronic rRNA transcript (SSU-rRNA, 5.8S rRNA, LSU-rRNA); translation; ribosomal small subunit assembly
Cellular component (GO): ribosome; mitochondrial small ribosomal subunit
Molecular function (GO): small ribosomal subunit rRNA binding; mRNA 5'-UTR binding; structural constituent of ribosome
Source: RefSeq, a predicted model, not a curated record